This is a messenger RNA of Musa acuminata subsp. malaccensis (wild Malaysian banana), 750 nucleotides long. Its product is annotated as AIG2-like protein D. NCBI's taxonomy places the organism in Eukaryota, Viridiplantae, Streptophyta, Magnoliopsida, Zingiberales, Musaceae. The record is from RefSeq and is a predicted model, not a curated record.
GUCCUCAAAAUAUCCCGUCAUAAAAUAACGACCUGAUUCGAUAUCUUGAGCCGUUCUUCUCCCUUUCUAUCAGCAGAGAAGAAGGGCGACGUUGGAAAGAGAGCGAGAGAGAGAGGAGCUGCAAUGGCCGCCACCGCAAACGCUUCUUCUCUCCACAACGUCUUCGUCUACGGCACUCUGAUGGCGGACGAGGUGGUGCGAACCAUCCUCAAGCGCGUGCCCCCCGCCUCUCCCGCCGUCCUCAACGAUUACCACAGGUUUAGCAUCAAGGGGCGUGUUUACCCAGCAAUUCUGCCGGUUGAAAGUAAGAAGGUGAAAGGCAGGGUUCUUUUGGGGAUUACAGAUCAGGAGUUGGAUAAACUGGAUUCAUUUGAAGAUGUGGAAUAUGAAAGGAGAACUGUUGAAAUUUCUCUGCUAGACAAGUCAGAGAAAUUACUUGCUAAUGCAUAUGUUUGGAGUGACAAGAAUGACCCAAACCUGUACAGUGAAUGGGAUUUCGAGGAAUGGAAGCGUUUGCACAAGAAAGAUUUUGUUACAAUGACAUUGGGUUUUAUGGACGAUUUGGAGCAGCCUGAUUCGAAGACCAGGGUGGCUACAUAUGAAUCCUAUUUCCAUCAAGGUCAAAGCGCGUGAGGAUUAUAUUCAUUGUUUCAAAAGAAAUAAGAAACUUAUUGGUUAGUAAUCUAUAUCUAGUGAUAUAUGUUCAAAUAAUUAAAAAGUUACUAUUUGUUUAUUCUGCAUCUGCUUAGA